Messenger RNA from Parus major (Great Tit), 912 nucleotides. RefSeq names its product copine-5-like. Bases 517 to 912 code for a protein of 131 amino acids. The record is from RefSeq and is a predicted model, not a curated record. Gene Ontology annotation, molecular function: calcium-dependent phospholipid binding. Gene Ontology annotation, biological process: cellular response to calcium ion. Lineage: Eukaryota; Metazoa; Chordata; Aves; Passeriformes; Paridae. The transcript is spliced from 6 exons. Gene Ontology annotation, cellular component: plasma membrane.
GCGAUCCCGGGAAUAUGGCGGGGGGAUCCCGAGGACAGUAGUGAGCUUCCAGUGGGGAACUGGACUAUGGAGGCAGCUCUGGGGAUGAUGCGGGAGGCAUCCCGGAGAUCUGGGGGCGAUUCCGAGGCGGAACCAGAACCGUCCCAUGCGCCCGGGUGGUACAGGGAAUUUGGAAUCAGGCCCGGAGGCGGUGCGGGGGUAGAUCCCAGGAAUCUGGAGGUGAUUCCGAAAAUUUCGGGGCGAUCUCGGGGGCAAUAUAGGGGGUCCAUGGCGGUAUCAGGAAAGGGGAGGCGGCCUCGGGGGCGACUCCGGAGGCGGUGCCGGGAAUCGGAGGGCGAUUCCAGGGGCGGUCCCGAGCCGGUCUCGGUAUCCCCGCUGGCGGUCCUGAAGAAGACUCCGGGGCAGUCCCUCGGCCGGGGCUGGUGCCAGGAGCCACGGGCGGUGCCAAGGGCAGUCCCGGGGCGGAGCUGAUCGCGAUCGCGGUGCUGGUGUCGGGGCAACGACGGAGCCCGGGACAUGGCGGGCCUGAGCUCCCCGGAACCGAGCACCGGCCCCGGUCCCGUCCCGGCCACUCGCGUGGAGCUCACGGUGUCCUGCAGGCAGCUUCUGGACAGGGACACCUUCUCCAAAUCGGACCCACUCUGUGUGCUGUACACGCAGCGUCCUGGCAGCCACCAAUGGCGAGAGUUUGGCCGGACUGAGGUCAUCGACAAUUCCCUGAAUCCUGAUUUCCUGCACAAGUUUGUCCUCGAUUAUUGCUUUGAGGAGCGGCAGAACCUGCGCUUUGACUUGUAUGAUGUGGACUCCAAGAGCCCUGACCUCUCCAAGCAUGAUUUCCUGGGCCAGGCAUUCUGCACCCUGGGGGAGAUUGUGGGUUCAGCUGGCAGCCGCCUGGAGAAACCCCUGACGUGA